Sorex araneus (European shrew) is the source of this 2268-nucleotide messenger RNA. It is a transcript of the gene DMRT3, whose product is annotated as doublesex and mab-3 related transcription factor 3. NCBI's taxonomy places the organism in Eukaryota, Metazoa, Chordata, Mammalia, Eulipotyphla, Soricidae. Gene Ontology annotation, cellular component: nucleus. The record is from RefSeq and is a predicted model, not a curated record. The transcript has 2 exons. Bases 71 to 1507 code for a protein of 478 amino acids. Gene Ontology annotation, molecular function: RNA polymerase II cis-regulatory region sequence-specific DNA binding; protein binding; DNA-binding transcription factor activity, RNA polymerase II-specific. Gene Ontology annotation, biological process: regulation of transcription by RNA polymerase II; male sex differentiation.
GCCACCCCUGAGCCGGCCCGGCCGGCCGUGCAGCGCUCCCGCCGGCCGCUCUCCCGGGAGCGCGGGGGGCAUGAACGGCUACGGCUCCCCCUACCUGUACAUGGGCGGCCCGGUGUCGCAGCCGCCGCGGGCGCCCCUGCAGCGCACGCCCAAGUGCGCGCGCUGCCGCAACCACGGCGUCCUGUCCUGGCUCAAGGGCCACAAGCGCUACUGCCGCUUCAAGGACUGCACCUGCGAGAAGUGCAUCCUCAUCAUCGAGCGGCAGCGGGUGAUGGCGGCGCAGGUGGCGCUGCGGCGGCAGCAGGCCAACGAGAGCCUGGAGAGCCUCAUCCCCGACUCGCUGCGCGCCCUGCCCGGGCCCCCGCCGCCCGGAGACGCCGCCGCCGCCGCCGCCCCGCAGCAGCCGCCCGCCUCGCAGCCCGCGCAGCCGCCGCCGCCGCGCCCCGCCGCCGAGCUGGCUGCGGCCGCCGCGCUGCGCUGGGCCGCCGAGUCCCAGCCCGGAGCGCUGCAGCAGGCGCCGAUCGCCAAGCCCGACCUGCCCGAGGAGCGGCUGGCGGACGGCGGUGCCGCCGCCGACAACCCGGACACCUUCAGCGACAAAGACUCGGAGCAGCGGGGCUCCCCGGACGCGGCGAAGAGCAAGAGCAGCUGCUUCGGGCCCGAGAGCCCCGAGCUCGUGUCGGUGGACGAGGGCGGCUACGCGGCGGCCGCGCAGAAGAACGGCGGCGCCGAGGGCCGCCCCGACAGCCCCAAGUACCCCGGGGAGCAGAGCCACCUCCUGAUCGAGGGCCCGUCGGGCACCGUGUCCCUGCCCUUCAGCCUGAAGGCCAACCGGCCGCCGCUGGAGGUGCUGAAGAAGAUCUUCCCGGCGCAGAAGCCCGCCGUGCUGGAGCUCAUCCUCAAGGGCUGCGGCGGGGACCUGGUGAGCGCCGUGGAGGUGCUGCUGUCCAGCCGCUCCUCGCUGGCCGCCGCCGAGCGGACUGCCGCCGAGCCCGAGGGCCUGGUGCUGCCCGCCAACGGGCACCUCUUCGAACACACGCUGAGCUCCUACCCCCUGUCCUCAUCCAAGUGGUCGGUGGGCUCCGCCUUCCGGGUGCCCGACUCCUUGAGGUUCUCGGCGGACUCGGCCAACGUCGUGCCCAGCCCCCUGGCCGUGCCCCUGCAGCACCCGUUCCCCCAGCCGCCCCGCUACCCGCUGAUGCUGAGGAAUACGCUGGCCAGAAACCAGUCGAGCCCCUUCCUGCCCAACGACGUCACCCUGUGGAACACCAUGACGCUGCAGCAGCAGUACCAGCUGAGGUCCCAGUACGUGAGCCCCUUCCCCAGUAACUCUGCCGGCGUCUUCAGGAGCUCGCCCGUCCUCCCCACGCGCGCCUCCGAGGACCCCCGCAUCUCCCUCCCCGAGGACGGCUGCCCCAUGGUGUCCAAGCAGUCCAUGUACAGCGAGGAGGACUACGACGAGCGCUCCGACUCCUCAGACUCGAGAAUACUCAACUCCUCCUCCUAAGGUGGGCGCCGUGGCGGGGCCAGGUGACGGCUUUCUGGCCCCAGCCUGCCCAGGAGGUUUCAUCUCCUGUGUGUCACUCCCCCACCCCGCCCCACCCCACCCCUUUCCUUCUGUUUGACAAAAGGGACUUGCUUGAUUCGGUACAUUCGCAAUAAAAACAUAACUUAUUUAAUUUCUUGCACUUCACAGGAAAAUGCCAAAUAGCUCUGUGGCUUUAGUGCUGAUUAUUAUUAUUAUUUUUGUUUUUUUUUUUGUAAAAGAGUGUCUGUCUCAUGCUAAGAAUAGUUUGGAGGAAGCUGGGUCCACAGAAGAUUUAUUUGGAAAAUGUCAAGCUGAAAGCCAGCCUUGAUCCUAAAAUCAACCUAGAAAGUUCUAGAAAAAAUUAGUAUACUUGAAUGCAAUUUUGUCCCAGAGGAUUCCUCAGGAUAUGCAGACCCGAAAGGACAAGGUUGAUGGCAAAUGGACUCUAAACAGGGGUGUUAUAUACUUAUGCUAAAGAUCCUUCUUGCAUUGUAAAGAGAGACUGCCCUAGAGUGAACUGCUCACGUGCUUAUUUAAGCUUGGACAAUUUUUCUGAGAUAAACUCCAUUAAGAAUUAUUCUUUUCACAUGGCUGAAUGGAAACAUGUGUAAUGUCAAUGUAAAACCAAUCACAGCUGUGAACUGCAUGAAAUGUGUUGUGAAAUGAACGCAAGAUUAUGCUUUGUCAGGUUAAUGUAGCAUGCUAAGGACUCUAGAAAAAAAUAAACUAAGGAGACGAUC